This is a messenger RNA of Orbilia oligospora ATCC 24927, 915 nucleotides long. RefSeq lists its product as uncharacterized. Lineage: Eukaryota; Fungi; Ascomycota; Orbiliomycetes; Orbiliales; Orbiliaceae. Bases 1 to 915 code for a protein of 304 amino acids. The record is from RefSeq and is a predicted model, not a curated record. The transcript has 2 exons.
AUGUCUUCACCAAUCAAAGUUUCCUUUCCCUCGUUCAUGCUCACCAUCAGCGGCGAGCUUUACGGUCCUGCAGAAGGAUCUCCCAACCGAAAAGGUGCUGCCGUGGUGGUGAGCCACCCCAUGACGGGAGUCAAGGAGCAAACUGCUGCGGACUACGCUCGCGAAAGCACCGGCGAACCCCGCGGUCUCGAAGACCCUCAUCAGCGUGUCGAGGAUAACAAAGCUGCCGUCACCUACUUAACUACCUUAAAGGGUAAAGUUGACCCCGAACGCAUCGGCGUGCUAGGUAUUUGUGCAUCGGGAGGAUAUGCCUCGUAUGCCGCACAAUCCGACAUCCGCAUCAAGGCCCUCGGAACUGUCAGCGGAGCCUGUGUCGGUCGAAUGACCCGCAACGGCGGCCUCUACGAACAAAACAUAGAGUCUCACGAAGCCAUCGCAGCCGCUCUCAAAGCCGCAGGGAACUGGCGCACCGCCCACGCCGAUGAUACUAAGGCUCAGGCACCUCGUAUGUUCGAAACGGAAGCAUCCAAGGUGCCCGAGGACGCGUCUUCAUUUUUCAAAUCAGCUGCCUCGUACUACGGCACAAAGCGCGGCCACAAUGCUCGAUCGGACCAGCGUGUUCCUCCGUCAAGCUACGAUUUGAUGAUUGGAUACGACUCUUUCAACUAUCAGCAUCUUAUUUCGCCACGGCCGUUGCUGAUGAUUGCUGGUGCGGAGGCAGAAACUUUACACUAUAGCAAGAAGGCUGUGGAAGGAGCAAAGGAGCCAAAGGAGCUAUUUGUUAUUAAGGGGAGGAACCAUUUUGAUCUGUAUGAUGAUUUAACGGAGUCGGCCCCGAAAUUGGUGGAAUUUUAUAGAAAGGCAUUGUUACACCUGUCCCAGGAUUCCUUGGCAAGGUUUCCUCAAACAGUUUAA